AUGUAUACUAGAACUUUCACGAGAUUAUUUUUGAAAAAUAGAGCCACUUCUACGUUCAGUGUACGGCAUGUUUGGCAAACAAAUUCCAUUAAGCACUUGAAUAACCGGCAUAUCCUCCAAAGCAGUGUAUUAAAAUAUUCCAUAAUACCCGCCAGCGGCAUUAGUUAUUGGUUAUGGAAAACUUCAACCGAGGCAAUAUAUAACGAUGUAUUGAGUUUAAAUCCUAAUGGUGAUACCUUCGAGAUGAGUCUUUAUUUAACCUCAAGAGAAGAGUUAUAUAACAAAAAUGAGAAAGAACGAGACAUAUUCAUUAAGAAAUAUCAAAACGUUAUUCUAAGAAGUUUAAUCAAAUCUUGGUAUUUAUUAGCUGAUAACAUAAUUGAACCUCUGGCAACUAUUGUAAGGUUUUUUCAACUUACUUCAUUAUUCUUACCUCUAGUACUUGUCUAUCCCAUGACUUGGCUUGGCAACAAAGUACUGAUAAAUGCCAAUGACAUGAAAGAUCCGGAAUUUGAAACUACUGGAUCUAUUUAUUGGUUUAGACUAGUACGAAUUUCCUUAGAAUUGGCUGGACCAAGUUUCAUUAAAUUAGGGCAAUGGGCAGGCUCAAGAACCGAUAUUUUAUGCCAAGCGUUUUGUAACGAAUUAGGCAAAUUACAUAGCAACUCAAGGAAACAUUCUUCUGAAUAUACCAAAGAUCAAAUAUGUAAUUCAUUAAACGAGAAUAAUUUUGAAAAUAUUUUCGAAGAAUUUAAUGAUUCACCUACGGGGGUUGGGGCCAUUGCCCAAGUUCAUGUUGGUAAAAUAAAAGAGAAUUAUAUUUACAAAAAUACUUAUUUAGAUGAAGAUAAUAGGAAGUACUUGCUCCAAAAUAAAUGGUUAGCUGUUAAAGUGUUGCAUCCCAACGUACGUACAAUAAUUAAAAGAGAUAUAAAACUUAUGAGAUUUUUUGCAAAUAUAAUAAACGCAAUUCCAACAAUGGAAUGGUUAUCAUUACCUGAUGAAGUUCAACAAUUUGAAAUAUUUAUGAAUUUACAAUUAGAUUUAAGAAUUGAGAGCAUGAACCUUUCCAUGUUUAAUAAAAAUUUUGAAAAUUUCCCCAAUAUUAAGUUUCCAAAGAGUUUCACGGAAAUUACAACAAACAAUGUAUUAUUUGAAGAAUAUAUUAAAGCAUUUCCUAUGGAACAUUUUUUAAAAAUUAAAAUGAAAUUAAUGACCCUGUUUUAUUUCAGCGAGUUAGCACCCCUUUUGUGGAUUCAUUUUUUGAAAAUGUUAAUUAUUGACGAUUUUAUUCAUGCAGAUUUACAUCCUGGUAAUGUAUUAAUUAAUUUUAUCAAGAUGGAUAAUAAUGGUACCAAAGUAAUUUCUAAUGAAGAAGAGUCUUACCAAAUUGUUCAUAAAUUGAUGCGUUUAUAUAAAGAUAGUAGAAUCGAUGAGGCAAAAAAGCCUGAGUUUAUAUCAGACAUGAAGUACGUUUUAAAUGAAUAUACUCCACAGAUAUGCUUUAUUGAUACUGGUCUAGUCACAGAACUAAAUUCUCGAAACAGAGUUAACUUUAUUGCGUUAUUUAAUGCCUUAGUAAGAUUUGAUGGUUAUGAAGCUGGUGAGCUGAUGAUCGAAAGAUCAAGAACACCAGAGACUGCUGUUGAUAAGGAGAUAUUUGCCAUGAAAGUCGAAAAAUUAAUCGACAAAGUUAAAAAGAGAACUUUCACUUUAGGGACAGUCUCUAUUGGUGAUUUACUACAACAAAUGUUGAAUAUGGUAAGACAUCAUCAUGUAAGACUUGAAGGAGACUUCGUUUCAAUCGUUGUAGCAAUUUUAUUAUUAGAAGGGAUUGGUAGACAGCUAGAUCCCGAUAUGGAUUUAUUUUCAAGCUCUUUACCUAUUCUUCGAGAAUAUGCACUGCGCAAGGAGUCUAACACAUUAAUUCAAGAUGCAAGCCGUUUAUCAAUGCUCAAGAUAUGGAUGGGCCUAGAAUUACGCCAAUUGAUGAAUUUAUCUGCUGCACAAAUACACUAUUUGUUAAGAACAGAUCAAUUAAGCCCCAAUUAUUAA
Messenger RNA from Henningerozyma blattae CBS 6284, 2055 nucleotides. It is a transcript of the gene CQD1, whose product is annotated as Cqd1p. Lineage: Eukaryota; Fungi; Ascomycota; Saccharomycetes; Saccharomycetales; Saccharomycetaceae. Bases 1 to 2055 code for a protein of 684 amino acids. The record is from RefSeq and is a predicted model, not a curated record. The transcript has 2 exons. Gene Ontology annotation, cellular component: mitochondrion.